UUUAUCGACUCUAAAAACAAACGGAGACAGGAGUAGGAUUCGAACAUUCUGUCCUAACGUACACUCAGCAGGGUCUGAUAAGCUCAACAUCACCCUCGGAGUAGCACAAAAAUUGAAAAGGAAAAUGCAGUUGCUGGAUAAUUGAAAAAGAAUGGAAAUUGCAUGAGAUAAUGGAGACGUGGAUAAAGUGUUCAACGCUUGGUACGAAACGAAACCGCCGUUAUUUCUGCUUCCAAUAUGCACAGUGGUCUGCAGAUCUUGCCUACCAAUACAGCAUUGAAACCGCAAGAUUGCAAGCGUGACAGCGAACGAUUGCACUUCACAUGAGCUCGAGAGAGUGGAAAGAAUAGUGACCACCCUCUCCCUGUCGUCCCGCUCAAACCAGCCGGGGGGUGCUCUGUUGGAACUCGGCUUCUAAUGUCAGUAUGUCCCGGGGAACAGAACUUCGCCUCAUACUCAUCCUGGUCCUUUCUUGCACAGUUACCGCUGAAGUGAAGCAAUUUCUGAGUCCACCCAGUGCGACCGCAGGAGAGACCGUGACUUUUCACUGCUCAUUCCCGCUAUUCCGAGAUAUAAGAAACAUCGCGGUGCACUGGUGGAAAGCCGGAGAUCGGAAAUUCUUGAGCUCGAAACAGGAUUCCAGGAGAGUGUUCCAGAUUGAGAGCAAAGCCAGUGCUAUUCUGCGCAUUAACAACGUGCGUUUUGGAGACGCUGGCGUCUAUUAUUGCAGGGUGCAGGGUGAAUAUACUGGAAAUGGAACUGGCACACGGCUGAAUGUAAACGCUUCUCCGCAUCCUCUGAAAAUUACUACGAAGUUUUCUGCAAAUUACGCUCUAACGUGUAUAUGUAAAACGUCUGGGUUCUAUCCCAAAGAUCACACGAUUGCCUGGCGUAAAGAUGGUCAAAAUGUUGUACGUGGAACAAAGACAUCUGUAGAAAAGAAUACUGAAGGAUUAUUUGAAGUUACCAGUUAUUUGGUAGAAACACAGCCGGCUCGUUCUGGAACUGUUUACGUCUGUGAGGUAUCACACUCUACCCUCAAGAAUCCAACUUGGGUCAAUUACACUGUUAGCAUUCCAGGUUCUAGUUUCAGCAAUUAUUUUCCUUGGUGGAUCUACAUCUGUAUAGCAAUAUUUUCACUGCUUCUAAUUAUUAUUGUACUGGUCAUUUGUUGUAAAUGCUGUAAACGUAAAGCUCCUAAAGACAAUGUGCGAACAAGGCAAUGUGUUCGGUGCUCUAAGCCAAUACCAAUGAAUCCUAAAGGCAAAGAACAAGGAUUAAGAAAAAGUAAUACUCCAGUCCCAGCUGUGAACCCAAGUGCAGGACCAAAUAUUAAUGAAACUCCACCAAAAAACAAGAAGCACCGUAAGAAGGAGAGGGAUCCUAAGUGUCCUUGAUGAUUGGAGAAAUUACGAGGCGAGGUGAGAUUUUUCUAGGUAUUUGGUUUAAUUAGUAGAAGGGUUCACCACCAUGCCAUAACACAUCGAUGGAUAACAUGGAUAGAAGAUGAGCUGGCUGGCAAGUGGAAAGUAGGAAAUGCUUUCAUGCAUCUUUUUCUGAAUUUUUAAAUGUGAUAUUUGGGAUUCUGUAGUGGUUUAUGCUGGUACUUCCUCUUUUUAUAGUUCAUAUCAAUGACUUGGAUGAGGGAAGGGAAGGCCUUCUAGCUAUGGUUGCAUGUUACAUAAAGAUAGUCAGAAAAGUAUGUCCUGAAGAAGAUAUAAGGAACUUUCAAUCAGAUAUUCAUAGAUUGACUGAGUGGCCAACAAUCUGACAGAAGAAAUAUAAUGUGAAGCUGUUCACUUUGGUAGGUAGAAUUUUAAAAAAAGCUGAGUACUAUUUAAAUGGAGAAUGACUGGUGAAUUCUAAGGUGGGGAGGGAUCUAGGUGCUCUAAUAGAAGUCAAAAAUGUUAGUGCACAGGUAAUUAAGUCCAGUGGAAUGCUAUCCUUAAAAAUAUAACUCCUAAAAUAAGAAUUUAUGCUUCAGUAACAUAGGGCAUUUGUGAGACAACGUUUUAAACACAAUAAGUAGUUUUGGUCUCUUUAUAUAAGGAUGUAGGGGUGUAAAGAUAUAAAUGCACUUGAAGUGGUUCAGAGGAGAUUUACUAGAUUGAUGCCUUCAAUGACCAUGUUGUCUUUUGAGGUUAUGUUGGGCAGGUUGGGAUUGUAUCCACUGGACUUCUGAAGAGUGAGGAUCACUUGAUUGAAGAUUAUUUAUUUUUCUUUGGGCGGUGGGGGUUUGGUUCUGCAACUUUAAUAAUCUUGGCCUCAAAAAGUAAAUAAAGCAGGGCCAUUGGGUAUUUUUAAGGUAGAGUUAGGUAGAUUCUUGUGAGCCAAAGAAAUUAAAUACUGUUGAGGAUAAACAGGAGUAUAGAAUUUGAAACAAACAAACUGGCUGUUAACUUAUUGAGUGGUGCAGCAGGUUUGAAGGGCUGAAUAGGCUUCUCAUCCAAUUUUGUGCAUAUAUGUGUUCUUAGUUUCACCCAUUUGAAGUUUUAUUUGCUCUUUCACAUGCAGUGCUCAGAAUUCAACUGAUUAUUAAAUACUAGGCAUUGCUCAUUUCAGUGCCCUAGCCAUGUACACUUUGUAGAGUUUCAGUUUCCAUUUUAUAUUUAAUAGAAUAAUUAUUUUACCUUAUUAGUACCAUGUGCACAGAAUUCUAAUACCCAUUCACAUCACUGUCCAGAAUUCUUUAUCUUUUAUUUUCCAGCGAGCAGGAUCUAGUGCUCAAUUUCUAUCCCAUUCAACUGUUAAUU
Hemiscyllium ocellatum (epaulette shark) is the source of this 2753-nucleotide messenger RNA. RefSeq names its product immunoglobulin lambda-1 light chain-like. The record is from RefSeq and is a predicted model, not a curated record. The coding region runs from base 426 to 1397 and encodes 323 amino acids. Gene Ontology annotation, cellular component: external side of plasma membrane; plasma membrane. NCBI's taxonomy places the organism in Eukaryota, Metazoa, Chordata, Chondrichthyes, Orectolobiformes, Hemiscylliidae. Gene Ontology annotation, biological process: immune response; T cell costimulation; negative regulation of T cell proliferation. The transcript has 7 exons.